AUGGCAUGGGGCUCUGGCAGCGGCUGGGUGGAGCCGGAGGUGCAAGAUGCACAUGAUACGCUGGGGGCCCUCGGUCGUGCGAAUCGUGCAACUCAACUGGCACACCACUUGCACACCUUCAUCGAGUCCAACUGUGGCAAGAAGUUCACGGCACUGAGCGGCGAGUUGGAGCGAGCAGAAAAGGGAUCGGCCAUUCAGGCAGCGAGCCUUCAGCGCAAGCUUGCCGUGCUUGGCAUCUACAGCACUCAGCACAGGAUGUUUGAAUCUUGGAACAACACCUCGGAAAUCGUGACCUGGGCAAGAUGCUCGGAGAGGUAUGGCCUCGGAUGCCGCUGUGCCGAAUGUAUGGCCAGCUUGGAAUUAGUUGCAGAUGGACUACCAUGCAGCAAAGCCAUGAAACACCAGAUUCCACCAGACCCAGCAAUGCAUGGUCACGGUCCCUCAGACUCGAUACUGCCCGAAACGGAAAGCAACGAUGGCUUCCGAGACCAUCUGGAGUUAUUUCUUGCUGCCGGCGCGCACUUAGCAGCAGCGACCUCUGCUAUGGCCAGCAGCCCUGAGAUUGAGCGCGAAGCGGCGGACCAAGGACUACAAUCCAGGAUGCCAGACGUGCCUUCUCCAAGCAAAUCACCUCGUGUUGCAGAUGCAAGAUCAUCACCGGAAAUGUUGGGGAAGCCGGACACAGGGAGAGGUUAUGGUGCACGGGCUGUCGUAGCGGUGCAGAGGCAGAAGAAAUGCGACACCUCACAUGCCCUUCAACAACAUCUCCAGACGAUCCUGAAUGCCACCGCAGAAAAUUCAGGCUCGCUUUUGCAAGAAGCAACUGAAGGACGCGAGUUGACCAGUGCAGAUGACAGCGAAGAGUUGCUUUCAUCUUUCCUUGAGAAUGUGUCGAAAUCAGUCCGGCAACAUCAACUCCAAAGCCAAGAGGCGUCGAAGGCACAAUCGGUGCACUCAGUUGACCACUCAAAAUGUCCAGAGGUUGCUACCACGGUUGACGCCCCCUUCUCAGAAGAGACAGGUGAUGCCCUGGAUGCGGGGAGCCUUCAAGAGCACCCAGCACAGGAUUUCGGCGCUUCGCGUACUGAGAGAGAAGGAGCAUCCGAUGUCACUGUCCAAGCACAUCCGCCGCUUGGAGCCCGUGGCCGGAAGACCAACCCUGAGAACUGGAAGAGUGCAAGCGCAUUUCUUCGCUCGGCCGAGGAGAAGGUUGAGGUUGAGGAGAAGACAGCCACAGCCCACUAUCCGGAGAUCGUGGAAGAGCAACGGUUGCUGCAGAGGACUGACCUACAGCUCCAAGCCCAAGCAGCCAUGCUUCGCAUCACUGCCAAGAAAAUGCACCGGGGAGCGCUGCAAGCCUGCAUUCAGAGACGGGAAACAGAUGCAAGUCUUGAGCAUGCUCGAGCUACAGAGCGCCGGACACGAGAUGCUCAGCAGGUUCUGGCGUCGCUUCGAUCUUCAACUCCAAGAGGUCUCCAAAAGGCUUUGGUGCGAUGUGUCGAGGCGACGGUGGCGGCGCUUGACGCCGAGAGAAGCUAUGCAGGCACAAAAGACCUGCCUGACUUGGAGCGCGAAGUUGCACGAGCAAUGCAGUCGAUAAGUCGGUGCCGUCGGCUACUCCUCGACAUGGUACAAGCUGCGACGCCUGCACCACCACAGCUGGGUGGCGAGGGUCGGAAUGUCUUUUUUGAACCGGGCUCCAAGCGGCACAAGCAAUGGGCAGACGUAUACGCGGAUUUAUUGCAGAUCGAAUCCAAGGACACUUCGACGAUCACUCUCCACACAGGGCAAGGCAUAGCAUGGGCCAAGCUGGCCAAAGUAGCUGGUGUACCCGGUGGGCUCGGCGAGCCCACGCACGGCGUCUGA
Molecule: messenger RNA, 1866 nt
Organism: Symbiodinium sp. CCMP2592
Lineage: Eukaryota; Dinophyceae; Suessiales; Symbiodiniaceae
Source: the annotation of a GenBank genome assembly